UUUUCACUGGAGCUCAUUAGGUACUCUGGAACUGUGACACUAUUUGAAAAGGAUAAAAUUAAUCUAUAAAAUGAAAAGAACUUCAGAAGUGAUGCAGCAUGAGAACGGAAUUCCAAGCCCUGCAUACAAAGAGAUGCGUGAAAUCAGUGUAGCUGUUGACGAAAGAGUUCAUAACAAGAAUGACAGAAUUCGUGACAAAAGUGACAUGGACUCUGCAAUUAAACUGGAUGAUCCAGUCCAACCCGUUCCUAAAAGUAAUAGUUUUGAUAUGAUCUACAAAAUAGAGGACGUUCCUCCCUGGUACCUUUGCAUUUUGCUUGGAUUUCAGCACUAUUUGACUUGCUUUAGUGGGACCAUAGCUGUACCUUUCCUUCUGGCUGAAGCACUCUGUGUUGCAAAAGAUCAGCACACUGUUAGUCAACUGAUUGGUACUAUCUUCACAUGUGUAGGAAUUACAACUCUUAUUCAGACAACAUUUGGAUGCAGGCUUCCCCUAUUUCAAGCAAGUGCAUUUGCCUUUCUUGUUCCUGCCAGAGCGAUACUUGCCCUGGACAAAUGGAAGUGUCCUACUGAAGAGGAGAUUUAUGGAAACUGGACCUUGCCUUUCAACACUACUCAUAUAUGGUAUCCACGGAUCAGAGAAAUACAAGGUGCAAUUAUAGUAUCCAGUUUGGUUGAAGUGGUGAUUGGCUUUGUGGGCCUUCCAGGAGCUCUCCUUAGUUACAUUGGACCACUUACUGUCACCCCUACAGUCUCCCUGAUUGGAUUGUCUGUAUUUCAAGCAGCUGGGGAAAGAGCUGGGUCACACUGGGGUAUUUCCAUGUUAACUAUAGUUUUGAUUGUACUGUUUGCUCAGUACCUGCGCAAUGUGAAUUUUAUACUGCCUGGCUUUAAACAUGGACGUGGAUGUACAGCAGUGAAGAUACAAAUAUUCAAAAUGUUCCCGAUUAUAAUGGCUAUUAUGGUUGUCUGGCUCAUUUGCUAUCUUUUAACGCUCACUGAUGUAUUUCCAAAAAAUCCUGAGCUGUAUGGAUUCAAAGCCCGAACAGAUGCCAGAGGUGAAAUAAUGUCAACAGCACCCUGGUUUCGCAUGCCAUAUCCAUGUCAGUGGGGUUUACCAACAAUCACAGCAGCUGGAGUCCUGGGAAUGUUUAGUGCAACACUCGCUGGUAUCAUUGAAUCUAUUGGUGAUUAUUAUGCCUGCGCAAGGUUGGCUGGGGCUCCACCUCCACCAAUCCAUGCUUUAAACAGAGGGAUCUUCACUGAAGGAAUAUCUUGUAUCAUUGCAGGAUUACUUGGAACAGGAAAUGGCUCUACAUCCUCCAGCCCAAAUAUUGGGGUCCUUGGGAUAACAAAAGUUGGUAGCAGGCGAGUGGUCCAGUAUGGAGCAGUUAUUAUGUUGGUCUUGGGAACAGUAGGAAAGUUUACAGCGCUGUUUGCUUCGCUCCCAGAUCCUAUUCUCGGAGGCAUGUUUUGCACUUUGUUUGGAAUGAUCACUGCAGUUGGACUUUCCAACCUUCAGUUUGUAGAAAUGAAUUCAGCACGCAAUCUCUUUGUCUUGGGAUUCUCCAUGUUUUUUGGUUUAACAUUACCGAAUUACUUGGAUGAAAACCCUACUAUUAUUAACACUGGCAGCCCAGAAAUUAAUCAAAUUUUAACUGUGUUACUGACAACAGAAAUGUUUGUGGGAGGUUGCCUUGCUUUCUUCUUGGAUAAUACCAUCCCAGGUACAAAACAGGAACGUGGACUUGUACAGUGGAAAGAAGGCGCACUUGCAAACAGUGACACAACUGUAGAUAUGAAAACAUAUGACUUUCCAAUAGGAAUGAGUCUACUGAGGAAAGUGCAGUGUUUACGACACAUACCUGUUUGUCCAGUUUUUAAGGGGUUUUAUGGGAGGAAGAAGAAAAGCGACUUGACUGCACGUGUGAACGAAAAUGGUGAUCACGUUGUAUGCACUAAAGUGUAAUGAAUAUAUCAAAAUGCCAUACAAAACACAUUUUAAUGUGGUGUUCUAGUAGUGUAUUAUCUCUGAGCUUUACAGAAGGCUUAUUAGCAAGAUGUUUUUAGCAGUUGCAUCUUGGUUUUUCAGAGAGUAAGUUGAGCAAAUAGAUACUUUGCUAACAUGGUAAAAGAAAACAAUCUAAUUCUAAUGGUGUUAAAUGUUUCUUUUCUUAAAAAAAACAACAAUUGAUAAUUUUGUGAUUGUGCCAAUGAUGAAAAUAGUAAUUGGUUCAAAUAUCUUUUCUUUGAAGAGCCAUUUUUCUCAAAUGCUGUUUUGAAGAGAAUUGCAGAUCUAUGAAGGCAGAUGGGGUUGGCAGGAAGUAAACACUAUACACUCUUUGCGAGUAUAUUAUUUUUCUGUUUAGCAACAUAUGUUUUUAAACGUUAGUUGGUUUCAACUCUGGGAUAAUAAUGAUUUAGAAAGUCAAAACACUGAAGGAUUGAAAAGGGUACAAUUCAGUUAACAAAGCAUGAAUAUCUCUCUCUCACCUGUUUGAAUGAAUUAUCUUACAUGGAAACCAUUCUUUAAAAAUAUGUUGUGAUAAAGAAGUGUAUGAAUUUCUAAACAAAAAAAAAUGCAUAAUUUUAAUGGCCAACUCUGGAUUUAACAGAUCCCUAAUUCUGUGUUCAAUUAUUUACUCUGAUCAUUUUUAAUGAAUUAAUCAUAGCUACAUGUAUGGAGGCUAUUUAAAAUAAACUGAAUGCAGGACAUUUCAUAUAUUUGGUUCUCAAGUUGUAUAAAUUUCACAUGUUUAGCCCAUAGAUUUAAACCCCUGCCCCCCCUUAAAAAAAUGUAAUCUGUAGAAUUUGUCACCAUGGCAAUCUGUCUAACAACAAAGGACUGGCAAUGCUUUUCUUUUUAACCUUUUUUAAAACCUUUUUCUACACACAAAGAGAACAAAGUGGCUUUGCACUUCAGUUAAUAAAUAACAUUUUAUCACUUGCACAAAUGCAUAAUGGAUUUGAUAUGUCCACCUGGUAGGUUUGGGAACAUUGCCUCUAUUAUUUGGCUGCUGAUCACUUUCCUCUGGACAGCUGUUUUGACAUCAUUUCUCAUUUUUGUUACUAUGUCCUGGGGUCUUUGCUGAAUUGGGAUGACUGGGGAAUCCCUAUAAACAUGGUCAACAGAUCAGGAUGCUGGGAUUCCCAACACACAAAAUCAGAAGUAUUAUUUUGUAGAAGGAGGCCAUUUGACUGAUUUAAUGUUUGAUUCAACUCUCCAAAUGAGCGUUAUGAUUUAAUGCAUUUCUCUGGCCUUUUCCCCAUUCUCUUGCACUUCGUUUCUAUUUAGAUCAUUUCAUACCCUCUUCAACACAACUUUACUUGAAAUUUGGUGAUUAUGUGUAUUGGAUUUGGGUGAAAUCUACUGGAGGGAAAUUAAAGACUACCUGAGGGAAACUGCAAGACUUUCUACACUGCCUAGCUCGAGACUGUCUCUCUUGUGACUCAAAUUUCACAAGAACUGCAAGAGUUUUGUUCACUGUGCAGAACACCGUACAAUUUGAUUGAACUCUCUGACUUGUAUUAAACAGUUUUAGUUGUGUUGUUUGAUAUUC
This is a messenger RNA of Rhincodon typus (whale shark), 3560 nucleotides long. RefSeq names its product solute carrier family 23 member 1. Gene Ontology annotation, molecular function: transmembrane transporter activity. The coding region runs from base 71 to 1969 and encodes 632 amino acids. Gene Ontology annotation, cellular component: membrane. Gene Ontology annotation, biological process: transmembrane transport. The transcript has 15 exons. The record is from RefSeq and is a predicted model, not a curated record. NCBI's taxonomy places the organism in Eukaryota, Metazoa, Chordata, Chondrichthyes, Orectolobiformes, Rhincodontidae.